Messenger RNA from Penicillium malachiteum, 384 nucleotides. Its product is annotated as huntingtin-interacting protein K. Gene Ontology annotation, biological process: negative regulation of apoptotic process; protein stabilization. Bases 1 to 384 code for a protein of 127 amino acids. The record is from RefSeq and is a predicted model, not a curated record. Lineage: Eukaryota; Fungi; Ascomycota; Eurotiomycetes; Eurotiales; Aspergillaceae. The transcript has 2 exons.
AUGUCAGACCCAAUCCCAUCCGCAAGCGCAAGUGCAGACCCCGAAGCAUCCGAACGAUCUCUACCAACGAAUGCCGAAGACCGUAAAGCCGCCGCGGCUCUUUUAUCGCUCAAUCAGAAUGCAAUCGGCGCGGAAGCUAGCCCCACUGGGGGUCCAUCUGGUGCGGAGCAAGAAGCUCUGGGGAAAGCGAUGAGUCGGCUGGAGACUUCGGGACAUCAGAGGAACGAUCCUGCGGCGAAGAAAGUGGUUAAGAUUAUGUCGGCGGAUGUUGAAUUUUUGGUUGAUCAGCUUGAGGUACACAAGAACAAGGCAACGGAGCUACUGAGAUUGCAUGAUGGAGAUGUUGUCCUUGCCAUGAAGGCGUUUAUCUCUCCCUCUCUCUAG